Molecule: messenger RNA, 4216 nt
Organism: Vitrella brassicaformis
Lineage: Eukaryota; Vitrellaceae
Source: the annotation of a GenBank genome assembly
CGCCGCCGUCUGCUCUGCUGUGUGGGAGUGCGCCUGGGGUGCUGCUGCUGGUGCCGCUGGAUGGAGUGGUACAGUGCGUAGGGGUCAAAUGUGAAGGUGUGCUGUGCGCCGAACCGCUUGCGGAUCAGCUGCACGUACCGCACGUAGGCGCUGAGCUUACGCUGACUGCUGCUGGACCCGGUGAGACACGAAGGCCGAGGUGGCGUUGGUGGCAGAGGGAGAGGGAGCUGCCGCGGGUGUGGCCGUCUCCUCUCCCUCCUCACCUUCGGCAUACUCCCAUGUGUAGCCGAUGUCGCUCACCAAAUGAUACGGGGGACACGUGGCUGGCAGAGAGAAGACAAGACACACACAGAUGUUUGGUGCAGCCCUAUGUAUGACAAUUGCUGUGUGGGUCUGUGUGGUUGGUUGUGUCCUGUCAUUACUUGAGCACUGCAUGUUGACCCUGGUCCAGCCAUAGGUGCCCUUCCCCUCAGCGCACAUGAUGGCGCUGACGUCCUCCUCGGGGGCUGGCGGGAGGGAGGCGUUGACCUUGUUGGAGGCAGCAUUGAGCUCCUCCUCUUUGCUGCCGAAGCACCGGCACUUGACGAUCUCGUACACGGGGUGGUGGGGCCUCGGGUACUUUGGCGGCUUGCACGUCACACGGAUGAGCGACCCCAAGGUGCGGUUCUCCUGACCCAGGGGCGGCUCCGUGUUGAAGUCAUCUUCCUUGCCCUUGGGCAGCUCAUAACGCGGGCACACACCUGCGCACACCACACCACAUACACACACACGCCCACCUCACAGGUCUGUCUCACGUGUCUCUCUUAUGUAUGCAUGUUCGGGAGACAAAGUGCUCACUCACCCCAGCACUCGAGAAUGAGCGAGUCCAUGUGCCUCUGUCACAUGUGAUGAUCUGCUCCGAGAUGGCCCCCUCGAUGGCCGGUGGGCGGUAGUUUGGCGCACACCGCACCAGCCGUGCCGACCCGGACACAAACGUGCCAGCCUCGGUGGCGUUGCCCGUGGUGGCUGCGGCCUCCUCUGGGGUCACGUCGAGUGUCGUGUUGGGGUGACCGCCCAACGAGGAGUUGUGUGUGUAGGGGAGAAUCUCGUAGGCCUCCAUCUGAUGUAGACAAGCAGCAUCCCUCUUGCCCGCCUUGACGGGGAUGCACGCCGGACAGUUCACUGCACACACGCACAGACGUAUGGUAUUGAAGGGAGAGACCCAUUACAUUUCUGCCUGCCAGCCGUUUGUGCGUGACGUGAGCUGAAUGACAGACCUGCGCAUGAGAGUGGGAGUGCGGCGAGGACGCCGUCGUUGCAUCUGAGUGUGGCGCUGGUGGCUGCGCCCAGAGUGGGGGGGAUGGGUUUGACGCCGUCUCUGCACUUGACGGUGAUGUCGUUGCCGUCCUCGAUGAGGAAGCUGUCAGGGUUCAUCUUGGUCUUGGUCUCCACCACCAGGGGGCAGUCGCCGGACUCCUUGGGGUUCUCCCCACCGCAUCCCAGGUUGGUCUUGCGCCACCACCACUCGUGCGUCACCUCACACGCAGCUGGGGACAGACAUGACAUAGGUAUGAGACACAUGAGACACAAGCAAGCGAUUCACUCACUCACAGCUGCUGUGAAGUGGAUAGCUAAUCUGCUUCCCAGCUAAGUUAGCUACGUACCUCUGCACUCCAUGACCCUUCUGCUGUAUGCCCCGGCACGUGCACUGCACCCUUUCGGACGUCUGGCCUUUGGCGCUGUCGCGUCCCCGUCAGCUCCUGCAGACGGUGUGGGAUCACCACCCUCGCUCGCCGCCCCAUCCCUCUCCAUGAGUGUGACAUUCGACUCCAUCAGCUCCUCGGCCUCCAGAGCCAGCCCCAGGAAGAGCAAAGGAUCCUCGUAGCCGAAGCCGCCAGUCAUGGGGGGCGGCUUGGCGCCGCAUGUGAGCUCGUCCAUUCGGUCGACGAGUCCGUUUUGCUGCUGGUAGAAGCCGGCCGGCUGGUCGCACAUGAGGUUGAAGGUGAAGCCCUGGGGCCGGGUGCGGAGCCAGUUGCCCUGGAUGACCUUCUGCGGUGUCUUCUCCUCCCCUGUGGCGUGCAGGGGGCUGGCCAGAUACCGGUCGGGGGUGCCGGCGGGCAGGACGUGGCUGUAGGGCGGACACCGCACUGCCGACCGACAAGAGGGAGGGCACACAGCACAGAGAGAGACAUAGAGAUUCAUUCAUCCGAUCCAUGGAUGGGAUCGUGUCUCUAUUGUUUGGAUGUCAUGUGUUUGUGUGUGUGUGCGUACGUAGGCAGUCGCAUCCGCAUCUGUCCCGCUCGCUUUGGUCGAGGUCCUUGACGGUGGCGUCGCACUCCUCCAGCUCGGGCUGGAACACACCGUCACCACACGUCUGACGAACCGACGACGCUGCAGACAGACAGAAGAGAAAGCAUCAGCAGCCAGCCAGUGCAGGGCAGGGCAGUUGUGUGUUGUGCCCUUCUUACAUUCGAAGAGCUCAGGGUUGGUGGGCUGCCGCUGGAUCUCCAGGUAACCCAGCUGACCUGGUGGACACACCAAUCCCAUCAAUCCCAUCAACGAAUGAAUCAAUGCAGGCGUCCAAUCCUCCCACCAUAUACACUGCUCCGCUCACGUGAAUACUGACUGACCAUCGAAGCAGUUAUCUCCGUUGGCGUCGCAUCCGAUGGUGACUUUGGUGCCGGGGAAGUUGCCAUAGCCGUCGUCAGAGGCCAGCAGCUUCAAAUACACCUGCGAGUUGGUGACCUCCUUGUUGGCCUCCUGCAGGUACUUGAGCCGGUACAGCGACAUCUUCGGGCGGCAUGCGUCCGAGCUGCCCUUGCAGUGCUGCGCGUCCAGAGUCAGCUGCAGCAAGAAACCGUCAGGGCUCACCCAGCACGUGGGGAUGGUGAAGUCGCCCUCCCCCCCGUCGACGAUGAUGCCGAACUGGAUCUUCUCCUCCUCGGUUUCGUCCCGCUUGAGGCCGAUCUGGAAGCCCCGGUGGUUGUCCAGCAGCACCUGGAAGGUGUCCUUCGCGGGCAGCUUCUUGAGCUUGACGAAGAAGGCAAAGUAGACGAAGUUGUGGUUCUGGUCCAUCAGGGGCACACAGGCGUCGGACAGUAGCGACUGGUCGCCCUUGAACUGCAACCAUCCGGCCACCGGACUCUCACCCUCCCUACACAGACAGACAAAAGAAAGAGCGGAAUUUGUUUGUCUCUCAGUGGGUGUCGGUCGAUUGUGUGUGGCUGGGCUGACUCACUCUGGUGUAAUGAGUGCGGGUGCCUUGGCGACAUCGGUUUGCUUGAAUCUUAUAUCAUUCCCGCCACUGCGUGGCGCCCACUCUGUGGCCAAGUUGGGGUUGUCCAGCGGGCUGCGCACCGUGUAAGGCGACACGUCAAGCUUCAGCCCCUCAGUCGCCAGCGCCACACUUUUGUCGCACUUGUCACCAUCACCAACACCAGAGUGCAGCUGCACAAACCCAACUUCCCUCUGAGUCUGAGCAUCAGCGAGCUCAAUAAACGAAUGAUGAUUUCGAUGCGAUGAAGACACCCUCGGCCACAAUCUCGGCCUUGGUGAGGAAGCUGCUAAGCUUCUUCUCCCCUGAGCAGCUUGGGUGCUGAAAGCACUCAGCGGCGAGAGACCCAGCAGCGUCGCCCUUCUGUCGAUUCCCUUUCUCUGGCCUGUGGUGGCGAGGGAUGAAACGAGCGCUUCAUCUUCAGCUGUCAGCAGGGGCUGGUCGUCUGCAGUGCAGGGACCUCCUCGGUCGCUGCAUCCCUCCCGCCUCCUGCCGCUCUGAGAGAGCAGGUGGGCGUUGUUGGUCGAGUUGAGGCUGCUCUGCUGUGCUGCUGCAGGGCCCUCCUUGACGGUAGCAUGUAGGUAGAGCCGGGGCGACAUGAGAAUCGACGCGAGAGUGCCGAACGCCAGUGCAAGCGCCGCGCCUGCACCCCACGCCAUGAGAGCCACUCACUCGACAGGCGAUGAAGGCGGGCAGGGCUCGGUCGGUCGGUCGGUCUGUCAGCAGACCACGGCCAUCGAGCGACAGCCCAGCCGAUGCGAUUUGGUGCCUCGGUGCGAUGCAGAUGCGAUAAGUGGGCUUCAGCCACUGUGCAAUGCCGGUCUUGCGAAUCAGUGAGGCGCCCUUCAGGGUUUAACUUCUCGCAAUCUGUCAGAAUAGGGGGGAGAGAGUCGGGGAGAAUGGUGAAGAGAGGAUCUGCCGGGCGGUCAGUCCCGGAUAAAGGAUUAAGUCAAUGCAACGUAA